Molecule: messenger RNA, 2179 nt
Organism: Rhineura floridana
Lineage: Eukaryota; Metazoa; Chordata; Lepidosauria; Squamata; Rhineuridae
Gene: TXNRD2
Product: thioredoxin reductase 2
Exons: 18
Coding region: 138-1679 (513 amino acids)
Biological process (GO): glutathione metabolic process; cellular response to oxidative stress; cell redox homeostasis
Cellular component (GO): mitochondrion; cytosol
Molecular function (GO): glutathione-disulfide reductase (NADPH) activity; flavin adenine dinucleotide binding; thioredoxin-disulfide reductase (NADPH) activity
Source: RefSeq, a predicted model, not a curated record
CCCAGCAGCAACCUCCAGCGGCCUCUCCUCCUCGCGGGCCGCCCGAACGUCUCCCUCGGCGAAGCGGCGUGAGCAGCCAUCAGGCACUCGCACAGACAGCCCCUGGGUCCUCGCGCCAAGCUGGGCUGCCGUACAGCAUGGCGGCGCUGUGGGGAGCGUGGCGGUGCUUCCGGUCCCAGCCCGGGCUCUGCCGUAUAGGGCGGGCCCUGUCUUCAGGGAAGAGCGAGUAUGAUCUUCUCGUCAUUGGGGGAGGGUCUGGUGGCCUUGCUUGUGCAAAAGAAGCUUCCCAAUUUGGAAAGAAGGUGGCUGUGUUGGAUUUUGUGGAUCCUUCUCCAAAAGGAACCAAAUGGGGACUCGGUGGUACCUGCGUGAACGUCGGUUGCAUUCCUAAAAAGCUUAUGCACCAAGCAGCUCUUCUGGGAGGUUCCCUCAAAGAUGCCCAGCGUUACGGCUGGAAUAUAUCCCACCCUGUGAAUCACGACUGGUCCACAAUGGCAAAAGCUGUCCAAAACUACGUCAAAUCCUUGAACUGGGGACACAGAGUGCAGCUCCAGGACAAGAAAGUGAAGUACUUCAACUUGAAAGGCCGUUUUGUGGAUGCGCACACGAUUUGCGGGCUGGCCAAAGGAGGCAAAGAGAUUUUGUUUACCGCAGAAAACAUAGUCCUCGCCACUGGAGGAAGGCCUAAAUAUCCCUCAAAUAUUGCAGGGGCGCAGGAAUAUGGGAUUACUAGUGACGAUCUCUUCUGGCUGAAAAAGUCUCCUGGGAAAACGUUGGUUGUUGGAGCCAGCUAUGUGGCCCUCGAGUGUGCCGGCUUUCUCACUGGCCUCGGGCUGAACGCUACGGUCAUGAGGAGGAGCAUCCCGCUGCGAGGAUUUGACCAGCAAAUGGCUGCCUUCGUCACAGAUUACAUGGAAGCCUACGGAACGAGGUUUCUGAAGAAGUGUAGCCCGACUAAAGUGAAGAAGACCGAGCAUGGCCGGCUACGAGUGACAUGGAAAUACGCUGACUCUGGCAAAGAAAAGUCAGAUGAAUUUGACACCGUGAUGUGGGCAGUAGGUCGAGCUCCUGACACUCAAACUCUCAACCUGGAGGUGGCUGGAGUGAAAACAAACCCUGCAACGGGAAAGAUUGUUGUUGAUGCAAGAGAAGCUACUUCUUCUUCCCACAUCUACGCAAUCGGAGACAUAACAGAGGGUCGCCCCGAGCUAACGCCUACAGCGAUCGCCGCGGGGAAACUGUUGGCUCGGAGGUUGUUUGGCCAGUGUACAGACCUCAUGGAUUAUGACAACGUGCCCACGACCGUUUUCACUCCCCUGGAAUAUGGCUGCGUGGGUCUCUCGGAAGAAGAAGCUACAGGCCGGUUUGGACCAGAUCAUAUCGAGGUGUACCAUGCAUUUUACAAGCCGUUGGAAUUUACUGUGGCUGAAAGAGAUGCAGCUAAGUGUUACAUAAAAAUGGUGUGCUCACGUGAGAAAGAACAGCGAAUCCUUGGCCUUCAUUUCAUUGGUCCGAACGCUGGUGAAGUUAUUCAAGGAUUUGCUCUUGGAAUCAGAUGUGGUGCUACCUAUUCACAGCUGAUGAAGACUGUUGGGAUCCACCCUACCUGUGCUGAGGAAGUCGUUAAGCUGCACAUCACCAAACGGUCGGGGGCAGACCCUACCGUCACUGGCUGUUGAGGUUAGCUGCCAUCCCUGGCGAGCGACUGAAAGAGCACUUGGUAGAAGGAGCCUGAAGGAAAAGAGAGUGACGCUGAAACAUGGGAAAUGUCAGAUUUAUGCUGACGAGCUGGAACUGAUGGAGAAGUAGGAUGGAUGGAAACGAACAGGAUUUGCUCCUUUCCUGAUGGACUCUGCCUCGUGCUCUCCAGGGAUGGCCUCUUUGUAACAAUAUCGGCCAGGCUAAUGUCGACUUGAAUGGUCUGAUGGAUGAUUCGGAUUAUUUCCUGUGUGUGCAAAGCUGAAAAAUGUGUGUGUGUGUGUUCCCCGAACUAAUAAAUGCAGUCAGGCCAGCUGCCCCCACCCCCUUUCUGGGAAUCCAGCUAAUGACAGCUUGUGUAUUAAACCACACAUUGGGCUACACAAGUCUUGAUUUGCUGGGUCCUUCUUCCACACAAGAAAUCCUGUUAUAUUUAUAGUGGACAACCUUAUGGAAAAAUAAAGAACACAGUUCCCCCCCA